Molecule: messenger RNA, 8825 nt
Organism: Chelonus insularis
Lineage: Eukaryota; Metazoa; Arthropoda; Insecta; Hymenoptera; Braconidae
Gene: lov
Product: protein jim lovell
Exons: 4
Coding region: 754-2850 (698 amino acids)
Biological process (GO): regulation of transcription by RNA polymerase II
Cellular component (GO): nucleus
Molecular function (GO): DNA binding; protein binding
Source: RefSeq, a predicted model, not a curated record
CUGUCAGUUAAAAAAUUGCAAGCUCUUCUUUUUAAAAUGAUUUUUAGAAAUAGUACAAAAUGAUGCAAAUAUUUAUGUACAUAUUUCUCUCUCAACCGAUUGUGACAAUUAAAUUAACUAUAGUAUUAGUGAAAAGUGUAAUCAUUUAAGUGAAUCAAGUAUACAUCGAUAAUCUCAUUGAUCGAUUGGCUAAAGAAAAUGGAUAAACCGGCUUUUGGUUUAUUUAUUAGUAUCCUAGCAGUGAUGUACAUACAUACAUGCAUGGUGUAUUAGACAUUUGGAUAGAACUUGGAUGAUGGAAUGUUUUUUUUUAAAUUAAAAUUAUGAUGACAUAUGAACAUAAGAGUGAAAUCGCAUUGUUGAGAUUUUUAGUACGUGUAAAGUGUUAGUGAAGUGUGUUGACCAUUUUUUCUCGGAACCGAAUGGACGCAAACAUCAUAAGCAGAACUCUCCAAACAACUGAAGGGAGACGACGAGACACACCAACGGAGCUGCUGCUCUGGGUUAUCGCUCGUAAAAGAAAGACCAAGAAAUCCUACUGGGGAGAAUUCAUGUGACAAUGAAAGGGAUGCUUCGGGACUGACGCUGCAUAAAGAACGAAAAAACAGGUUCGAGAUUGAACGUUGGAUAAGUGGAUGGAACAUUUAAGAGGCGAGGAAUUAAGUAAAAGAGGUGACGAAGGGUCAGACCGUGAGUUGCGUCGGAUUACGGGUAUUGCAAGGUGGCUUCGACGCGUGUAAAGAGUUCAAAAAGAUGUCGAGCACCGCGGAGAGUCCCGACGGUGGCAUGGCACUGCAGUCUCAUUACUCAUUACGAUGGAAUAACCACCAAACACACAUUCUCCAGGCAUUUGAGGCACUUCUUCAUGCAGAAAUAUUCGUCGAUGUCACUCUUGUGUGCUCGGAGAGCAGUCUUCGGGCUCACAAAGUUGUCCUCAGUGCCUGCAGUCCCUUCUUCGAGAGGAUAUUUGCAGAGCACCCGUGCAAGCAUCCGGUGAUAGUUCUCAAGGACUUUUCUGGACGAGAAGUGGCUGCCCUCAUUGACUUCAUGUACCGGGGAGAAGUUCGUGUUGGUCGAGAGGAGCUUCCGGGUUUGAUGAGGGCUGCAGAAAGUCUUCAGGUGAGAGGUUUAGCAUCAUCAGAACCACGUCCCGCUAGUCCACCUGACACGCCGGUGGAAACACCGACGGAUCUUCUUCUUGGUGAUCGCCUUACACCUGAGGCAACGCGACAAGAAAGUCCUGUAGAUGAUGACAAUGUGUCAGAUUCUGCAAUAACGCCAACUAGAGAUCGAGGGUUUAUUCCUCGUGAACAUCGUGAUAGAUUGCCUCAUAUGAGUCAUUUAAAUUUUUCCUUACGCGAAUUAAGGGAGUCAUGUAAUUCACCUUUGCCAAGAAGAAAACAAGCAAGACCGAGAAGGAGGUCUGGCGAACUUAUACCUCAAGACUUGAGCAAACCUCAUCCACCUCCAAGUCCCAGUCCGCCGAGUGGAUUGAAUUUUGCCAGCAAUCAACAACAAUCGCAACAGCAACAACGACAAACGUCUCCACCAAAUUUCCAGCAUCAAAUACAACAACCAACAUUAAAUCACAAUCAACGUGAAGAUAUUGCGGAAAAUUUAUCUAUGAAAAGACCUUCUUCGCCAUCUUUACCACCUGUUCAAGGUAUUAAGACUGAAAGUGAAGCAGCAAGCAGCCCCAGAGGAUCACCUUUAACCGGCACGAGUCUUCAUCCUGAUAGUUCUAUUCAAGAUCUUUCAGCAGCGAGUUUACCUGCUAUAUCAACACUGUCUCUGACUCCUCCCCAUCAUCAUAGUGAGUACCUGACAAGCCUUGGCCAAUUGGCGGCACAAUGGGCACCGAGUCACCCACAAAGUCAGCUACAGAAUCCGUCGCAUCAUCCACGAGAAGGCAGUCCGCAGAGUCACAAUAGAAUGCAUCCAUUUCAACAGCAAGAGUCUGCUCUGACAUCUCGCAGAUCUGUCGCCGUGUUCCCGAUGGACACGGGUGGUGGUCUAUUUCCUCACGGCGGUGGACUAGACCGAGGAUCAUUUUUAGCCGAUCUUCAUGACAGUUUUAAGCCUGAGGCACUACACGGACUUUUUGGUGGCAAUUUAAUUCAUCCCGCAGUAAAGAAGCAGAAAAAACAUCGUGGUGAUUCAGAUGGACCUAGACGGUGGUCGGAUCAUACUCGAAUGCAAAUUACAAGGCCGAAAGGUCAACACAGUGCCCCCAGAGGUGGUCCUCCACGUUCUUGGACAAAUGCCGAGUUGACUGAAGCACUUCAGCAUGUCUGGAACAAAAAAAUGACAACAUCACAGGCUAGCAGAAUAUUUGGUAUACCCUACAAUAGUCUUUUGAUGUAUGUAAGAGGCAAGUACGGCAAAAGUCUCAAGUUGGAACAACUUCGGAGGGAUUGCACCGGCGCGACGACUGGUGAAGUUAUGAAUUCUCUUAACAACAAUGUCAAGGCAAUCCAACCACCUCCACAAUUGCCUCAUCCUCUGGCGGGACUGACGCAUCCUGAAGACGGUAGUUUUCCUCAUCAUCCACUUCUCAGUGGCAAUCUUCCUCAGAGCUUUUUUCCGGACUUUAGUGCGACAUUUCCUGUGCCCGUGAAUAUGGUACAUCUUCUUCCACCAAGCGAACAAAAAGCUAUUGAACCUCCAACUAAUCCUGGAGGGAUUUCUGAACGGGGUGGUGGCAGUGUGAGUGCUGGAAGUAUUGGUGGUACAGGUGGUGUAAGUGAUUUAACGCCAUCGAGUAGAUCACCUUCACCUGCUAACAAUAUCCACGAAUCAAUUCCAACGCAAUCUGCACCUGCGUUGCUUCAACAAAACGGGUCGGAAUGAGGAACGUGGCUUGACAAUUGGGAAGCUGAUAAGAGAAGAGUUAAUUUAUAAUAACUAAACGGAUUUAGUUGAAAGAUUUAUUCAAGUAUUUAGUAAUUAUAAAUAAAUGUUAUUAAUAACUACUGAAUAAAUCGUUGAAAAGCACAAGUAUUAUCAAUUGAAUGAACCAAUUGAUUUAUUUGGGCAUACUUGGUACACAUAAAUAAUUAUUACAAUCCUACCAGCAAUAUGUAAAUCAUAGUUAUUAAAUAAAUUUUUUAGUUAAGAUAUUUAGAUAAAUGUAAAUAAUAAACAGUUGAUAGAAUGAAAAGAGAACUUGGAUUCAAUUAAAUUAAAAAAUGAAUUGAAUACAUCGAUCUCUUAACUUUAACAUAAUAAUCUAUCAAAAAUAUAUUUGGUUGUCAUUAUUAAAUUGAAUUUUUCCGGUUACCUGUUUAAAAGGAAUUAUUAGCUUGAUCAAAAUAUACACGUUGUUUCUAUAACAUAUCAUUUGGUUAUAAUCACCAAAUUUUAGUUGACUUAAUUACAUAUUGAUUAAAUAGAUUAAAAGUUGGUCAGAUAACGCACGAGGCGUCAUUCCCAAUCGGCAUUGCGAGAGAACCUAUUUUAUUUCGUUGCAUUUCAUCAAAAGUUCAGUGAAGUGCAAAAAUUUUAAUAAAAAAUACAAAAAAAUUGAAGAUUUUUUUAAUAACAUUGGUAAGUAUCAAUAAUAACUUGUUGAUUUCUCAUGAUUUAUUUCUCGAAAGUGCUUGCUAAUUUCAAUCUAUUUAAUUAUAUUUCAUCAUUUCUCAUUCCAUUUUAUUAUUUUCCUUAUGUAUGCAUAUUGUACUCAUUGUAUACUGUCACAUUCAUGUCACAUUAUUCUUUUUAUUUCUGUUUCACAAUAAAUGAUAUAUUAAAUUUUAAAACCCUUAGAAAACUUUUUCUUUUACCUCACGAACUUAAAAUCCUAACUCCUUGUAUUGGUAAACGCUUGAACCUCUAAAGAGCAUAUGAAAAAUAUAUAAUUAUGAUCAAUUAAUCGUUUUUUCUCAUAGUCAAUUGUAUCACUUAUUAAGACUGCUCAUGAAAAAAAUAGUAUCAGUACGUAAGAUAUGUCACUUUGUAUCUCAAUGUCUAUUGGUUGAGCUAAUUACUUUCAUGUAUUGUUAUGAACAUUAUUUUCUUAGUUAAACUAAAAACAUGUACUGUCAUCAACAGAUUUUCUAAUUAUAUCUUCAUUUCAAUAAAUUCAUACAAUUAAUGUGAAAAUAUUCUCGAAUCAAAUUUCACUUAUGUCAUUAUGAAUUGAUACUAUAGUCAUUAAAAUCAAGAAUUAUUUAAUCAAACUAAUGAUCUUUUUGAUUCAAAUAAGUCUUCAGUCCGCCGGUGAUAGUGAUUUAGUAACUUUAACCAAAUAUAAAUUGGUCUGAAUCAAUAAGCUAAGUAUUGGUUGAUAUAAAGAAACUCUUUUCUCGUACGAUUAUUGUACUAAUCCCCUCGGUUCGUGCUAAUUUUUCGCGCGAGAAUAUAUUUCUUUUUUUUCAUGCAUCCCAUACCUAUGAAUUUUUAGUCUUCUUUUCAUAUUUUCGCUCGUUUCCUUUUCCGUAUGACGGAAGAAAAAAAUUCUUAACGGCACUCGCUUCUUCUCGCAGUUUAUUUCCUUCCAUUGAACCCUCACACGAGGUAUUUUCUCGUCAUUUCUCCAACCGUUUCAAAAGUUCCCUUCCAAUUUAACCAUUGCACGCUGUAGAGAACGACGCAAAGAGGCGCUUGUUUUUCUUCCGGUUACCACACUUUUCCCUCUUUCUUAUAGAUUUGGCUUCGACUCGGCGAUCCUUCAACGAAUCCAAGAGACAUUUUCCUCUGAUAAAAACUCUUUGACUCGGUGUAUCCUUUACGUAAAGUCUCAUUCAAUUAUUUUGAACGCGUGUUACUCUCAUACCAACAACUUCAAUGCAACUUCCCGAUAGACUGAUGAUGAUAAUGUAAAAAGUCUUGAAUUGUAUUGUGGUACAUACCUGGAUACCUUCAUCGAAGUCGUGGUUAUUCACAAGGACUCUUUUUCAUAUAGUCUACCCUGAAGGGUGGAGAUUGAGAAAAAAGUUUCUUUGUAACAACCAAGAUUUGGUUACAGUUAAUAAAUUGCAUACUUGAAUACGGCGAAAAUAAAAAUUUAUUUACUGAAAAUAAAUGAUUCAUUUGAGCCGUUUGAUUCAGACAAACUUAAUGGAAAUAAACGAUUAAUUGAUCAUAAUUACACAUUCUUCAUACGCAGUAAUAGAAAAAAUCACGUGACAUAAAUCAGUAUACAAUAUACAAUACAUAAGAAACAUAAUAAAAUGUCAUGAGAAGUUAUGAUGUUAAAAUAUCAUUGAAUUGAUUAAAAUUAGCAAGCACAUUCUGUCACCACUUUCGAGAAAUAAGUCAUUAGAAAUCAACAAGUUAUUAUUGAUACUUGCUAAUAAAUAUUUCGUACAAAUAAUUCAUACCAAUUGACCACCUUUUAAUCUAUUUAAUCAAUAUGUUAUAGCAAUAACGUGUAUAGAUUGAUCAAGCUAAUAGUUCUUUUUAAACAAAAAACCAGAAAAAUUCAGGUACUCUUUUAAAUCUAUCAACUGUAUAUUAUUUACAGUUAUCUAAAUCUUUAAAUAAUGCGUCUGGUAAUAAGAGAUAAUAUUAAUUUAUUUAUAAUUACUAAGUACUUGGAUAAAUUUUUCAACUAAAUCUGUUUAGUUAUUAUAACUUAACUCUCCUCUCAGUGUGCAACAAUGCAAAAUUCUUAAAUGUAAAUAAUAUUUUAACGACUCGUUCAUUCUUCAUCUUAUUAUUAUUAAUUCACUGAUUAAUUGAUUGAUUGUUUUCUGUUAUUUAUUUUAGCGAAAAAUUAUGUGCAAAUUAUUAACGUUUAAUCAUUGUUUUGUUAGUAUAAAUCAUUGUUUAAAUUUGUAGAGUCGGUAAGAACAAAAGAUUAUUAAAUAUUUAAUGUUUUUCCAAAGAUAAUAAGGGCAAUUUUUUAGAUACAAAUUAAGAUUUUUUUUAUUUCUUUAACUAAAAAAUAAUUGUAAAAAAAAAAAAAAAGUUUUAAGAAUCGAUAUUAAGAAAAAAUGGGGCGAUAAGGAAUUUUAAAUGAUUUACCAAAAAAAAGUAAAAAAAAAUAUUUAGGCAAAGUCGCUGUAAAAAAUAAAACAAAUAGUAAAAAAAAAAACUAAUAAACUCGUAUGAUCGUAGACACAGUUCGACAAAAAAAAAAAAAAAUAAUACAAAGUAAAUAAAUAAUAAAUAAAAAAUUAAUAAUAAACCAAUAUUUCAACAACCAGACGGAAGCGCAGGGUAACUAACACAUCAGGGAUAGCCACAGACAAAUCUACGAUAGAUAAUUGAUUGAAAAAUGACAAAAGCUACAUAUUAAAAAAGAAUUAAAAAAAAAAAAAAAGAUUCUUAUUAAAAAACAAAAAAAAAGGUAAAAAAGAAAUAAUUCAUAAAUCUAUAAAAUACAUACGAUUAUUUCGUUGAGAAUUUGUGACAGGAUAUUUGAAGGAAGAAACGCGAGUGGUAUAUAGAGAAAUCGAGAAGGGGUGAGAAAUGUAAAGAAAAGGAAAAAGGAAGAAUAUAAGAAAAUGAGAGCGGAAUAUGACGCGCCAGUAGACGAAUUAUUUCAGAGCGUUAUGCGAUCGUGAAUUCACAUAGCAAUCGGGAUCGAGUGGAAUCUAUUAUUAAUGAUUAAAAUAUAAUGUAAACGAUAUGAAUUAAAGAAAAAUGGUUGGAGUGUAUCGGUAAGAUAAGAGAUUUAAAAAUUAAGUGAUUUUAGAAAAGGAAAGACUACAGGCUUUUUUUAGCCCACAAAUAAAGAAAUGAAGCCUGUACAAUACAAACUGAUAUUAUUAUUAUUGAUUAUUAAUUAAUUAAUUAACGAGAUAUAUACAUAUAGAUAUAAAUAUAUAUUAUUAUUAUUCUAUAAACAGGGUGUUUAAAAAAAUUUUAUGUCCGCACGUAUCAAUCUGUACCGAUGAUUUCCGUCUUCCUUAAUUCAAAAAAAAAAUAAAAAAGAUUUCUGAUUAUCGUUAAUCGAUAAGACUAAAUUGAAGAUGGAUAUAUAUCGGUACAGACUUGACGAUUGCGGUUAAUGACACUUUUUUUUUAAAUCCACUCUGUCUGUCGAGAGAUUACUUUGCGAUGAAUGAGAGUGUACGUGUAUGUGAGAGGAUACGAUUGUCUGUAAUAAGAGUGAGCGAAAUAAGAGAGGAAGAAUUAAAUAGAGAGAAAGAAAAAAAAAUACAUAGACACAUAUGUGAUAGGCACCAUGUGCGGACUUCAGUAUUAUUUUGCAGUUAACGAGGGAAAAAGUAACGAGGCGAAUGAAUCAUUAAUACGUUAGUUAGACUUAAAAAAAAACUUAAUGCCUGUUUCGUUGUUAUAUGAAAUGGAGAUAAUUGUGAGAGAAAGAAAUGAUAAAACCCUUAGAUAAAAAGUAAAAAAAUGAAACAAAGUAAGAGACCAAUAAUUUCUGGGCGAUAAAAUAUCGGUAAAUUCGUGUUUGAAAUAUUGAAUUUAACUUGAUCCUUUAUAUAAAGCGCGAAUAUCUUUUCACCCUCGUGGCGCCGGACGCACGUCCUUUAUAAUUAAAUAAUUGACACGUGUAGGAUUGUAAGUAGAAGUGCGAUUGAUUACUUUAUUAUUAUCCUUAUUAUUAUUAUUCUUACUAUUAUGAUUAUUAUUAUUAUUAUCAUUAUUAUUAAUUAAUUAUUGAUCAGUGUGAUUAUUCUAAGUGAUGUAGAUCGAAGAUUAUGAAUGACUGACGAGAAAGAUUAAAGUGUAAGAGUGUUAAAAAGUGUUAGCAAAAAAAAUUUUCGUGCGACCGGGGGCCGAGGUAAAAACGUUGCCCAAUUAAAAUGAAAACAAAUAAACACAGUUUCAUUGUUAAAGAAUGUGAAGAAAAAUUAACAGAAAAUAAUAGCACAUUGCGGACGCACAAGAGAUAAAAAAACAAAGAGAGAAUAAGAAUGAAAGAAGGAAAAGGUUGUAUUCGAAACGUUUUUUAAAUAUAAUCCACACACAAUAAUUAUUCCAAUGAACCAUCUAGACUGAUGGUGCAAUAUAUGACUGAUUAAAAAAAAAACAAAUAAUAGCUGCCGGUAAUUAGCUACCAUAUCGUAAAUGAUUGCUAUUGUUAAAUCUCGUUGCAACAUAUCAUUACCUCUAUCAAUCGAUAUUUGUUAUAUUAUAUUUACUUAUUCGUUUUAUAUUUGUUUUGGCGCAAUGUUUAUUAAGAAGAUGUGUUGGAUUAAUUUUCAACAACAAAAGCUAGUUUUUAUUUUAAUUUUAAACGAAUUAUCAUAAUUAAUUAUUUGCAAUUUAUUAUUGCAUAUUAGAGACAGAGAAUGAAUAUUUGUCAUUAUCAUAAUUAUUUUUAAAAAGUUUUUGUUGAUGAAAAUUAAUACCUCAUAUCAUUCAAUCUCAUGGCAAUAUUUUUAAAAUGACUUUAAAGGCUGAUUGGCGUUGAAUGCCUAUUUGCAAUUAUUAUUCUAAAUAGUGUGCUGCUAUAUUUAAUAGUUAUUAUAUUACAGAAUAAACUGCCGGGAAGAUUUUAUUUUUUAGGUCAACUAAGUUCCUAUACAUAAACAUAUGAACAAAUGGAUUUUAAAAUAGUUAUGAAUGUGACUCCGAAAGAAAAUAAGUAUUAUCUGCUCGUUGAUAUACAGAAUAUUUACCGCUGUGCUAAUUGAUAUAAUAUUUUUUGGUUUAAGUAUUUUUUUUAAAUGAAUUAUUCUUAUGCAUUCACAAAUUGUACAUAUAAUAAAUGAAACAGAACGGGAUGCGCAAUUAAUUAUUUAUGCGUAAUAUUUAUAUAUACAACAUAUACAUAUAUCUAUUUAUCUAUAAUUGCUGGGGAUAAAAUGAAAUUGCAAUUAAUUGUUUAUUCGGAUACAACCUUAAUUGAAAAUCGAUUGUGAACUUUACGAUUAUAUUCAUCUCUUAUUCAUUCAAUGUUAUUA